Messenger RNA from Lingula anatina, 1162 nucleotides. Its product is annotated as CCR4-NOT transcription complex subunit 7. The record is from RefSeq and is a predicted model, not a curated record. NCBI's taxonomy places the organism in Eukaryota, Metazoa, Brachiopoda, Lingulata, Lingulida, Lingulidae. Gene Ontology annotation, molecular function: poly(A)-specific ribonuclease activity; nucleic acid binding. Gene Ontology annotation, cellular component: CCR4-NOT complex.
UUGCCCACCUUGCGCAGUCGCCAAGCUAAGUACAAGUUCUGAAAAGAAAGACAGGAAACCCAAGCAAAAACUAUCAUUUAACCCCUGACCGAGGGGCGAUCAUAGCAACCUGCAUGGUGUGAGAUUGAGUCAUACUGAAUGAGGCAGACUAUUUUAAGAUAAACUUGAAAAGGCUAGCACUGCAGGGAAAGCAAAGGAAAGAAGUAUGCCAUCAGCGACCCAGCAAGACCAUGGUAUUCAAGAUGUAUGGGCAAGCAACCUUGAGGAAGAAUUUGCAAAAAUCAGACAAAUGGUCCCAAAAUACAGAUACAUUGCAAUGGACACAGAGUUUCCAGGUGUUGUAGCCAGGCCAAUAGGAGAGUUCAGGAGUACUGCAGACUACCAAUACCAGUUACUAAGGUGUAAUGUAGAUCUCCUCAAAGUAAUACAGAUAGGACUGACUUUUUUAGAUGACAAUGGACAGGCUCCCACACCACAUUCUACGUGGCAGUUUAACUUCAAGUUUAAUCUCACAGAAGAUAUGUACGCGCAGGAUUCCAUAGAUCUCCUCACCAAGUCUGGCAUCCAGUUUGCGCAGCACCAAGAGGACGGAGUGGACGUCCACGACUUUGCAGAACUUCUGAUGACCUCUGGGAUUGUUCUCAGCGACCAAAUACGAUGGCUGUCUUUUCAUAGUGGCUAUGACUUUGGAUACUUGCUGAAACUUCUGACCAAUGUAAACUUGCCCUCAGAGGAACAGGAAUUCUUUGAACUGUUAAGGAUAUUCUUCCCUAACAUCUAUGAUGUGAAAUAUCUGAUGAAGAGCUGUAAAAACUUGAAAGGAGGACUACAAGAGGUAGCUGACCAACUAGAACUUACAAGGAUAGGUCCACAGCAUCAAGCAGGCAGUGAUGCCCUCCUGACAGGACACGCUUUCUUUAAGAUGAGAGAGAUGUUCUUUGAGGAUAACAUUGAUGAUGCCAAAUACUGUGGGCAUCUUUAUGGACUUGGUUCUUCAUAUGUACAAAAUGGCACAAACUUUGAAAACCAGGCCUAUCAGAAUCAUACCAAUAACGCCAUCAAUAACAAUGACGUAACAGCAGCAUCAACACCCACGCCCACAUCGUCUACUGCAGCAACACCAACACUGACUAGUUAACAUUAAGGAAUAGUAUUUUUAGAA